UGGCCCCAAACCCAAUCUGGUUUUCUAAUAUUUACACUGAACAAUCUUCUUCUCUUCCAAUUUUCUUCCACCGCUCCCAUUUUCGGCGUGACCUAACCACCACCGUCUUCAAUCUCCGAAGCCCCGCCGUGUCCACCGCACCUUUUCUAUUCCAUUCUCUAUCUUCAAGACGUCCGUGCCAAUUUCAGCAAAGGACAGACCUCCACGUGCAGGGCAAACACCUGACCACCUAUCCAUCUCGAGAGAAGAGGCGUGAAGCGGCGACGUUAGAACCCCAGGCCGCCGCCUCUAUCUCCGGCGAGGCCUCCUGGAGCUGCGGCUAGUUGAUCCCACCUGAACCCCUGAGCUCCCUUAAUGAAAACAAAUCGUUGAGAUUUUUUUGUUGGUACGUCCCCUAAACCUCACUUCUCUUUCGGACAACCACAACCAUGUUCACAGCUUCAUUCUCCCUUAAACCCUUUUCUUCUUCCUUCUCGUCCUCCUGCUCCUCAUCCACCACCACCCUUUUCCCCAAACUCCUCUUCCCACCUUUCUCACAUCUCCACCCACCGCCAUGUGUCUCUCCACCUCUCUGCACCCUCCACUCCAACACCCUCCCCCUCCCCUCAAACAAAAAAAAGAAAAAGAAAAAACCAUACGACGGCGCUUUGCCCUCCCUCCUCCGAUCCCUCAAAGCAGCCGCGGAUGUGGCCCUCGUACUUGGCUCUCUCCCGGACGCUCCCUCCCUCUCUCCCAAAGAAAUUACCGUCAUCCUCAACGAACUGUCUUCCUCGUGGCAGCGCGCGACCAGGGCCUUCGACUGGUUCAGGUCCCAAACGUGGUACACCCACAACGUCAUUCACUACAACGUUGUUCUAAGAGCGCUGGGAAGGGCUCAGCAGUGGGACCAGCUCCGCAUCUGCUGGCAAGACAUGGCUAAAAAUGGCGUCUUGCCCACCAAUAACACCUACAGCAUGCUCGUUGAUGUGUAUGGGAAAGCAGGUCUUGUCCAAGAAGCGCUUUUGUGGAUUAGGCACAUGAGGGUGAGAGGUUUUUUUCCUGAUGAGGUUACUAUGUGCACUGCUGUUAAGGUGUUGAAGGACGUGGGAGAGUUUGAUAAGGCUCAUAGGUUUUACAAGGGGUGGUGUGAUGGGAGUGUUGAGUUGGAUGAUCUUGAUUUGGAUUUAGAGAGUUCUUUUCGUAGUAAUGCUAGUGGUAGAAGUACUAAUACGUCUGCAUCAAUGGCAAUUAGUUUCAAACAGUUUCUCUCUACUGAGUUGUUUAAGAUUGGUGGAAGAGUGUCUACUUCCGUGGCACAUUCAAAUUUGUGCAAUGUGCCACAAAAGCCUCGUCUCUCUACCACCUAUAAUGUGUUGAUAGAUUUGUAUGGGAAGGCAGGACGGUUAAGCGAUGCAGCCGAGGUUUUUGAAGAAAUGCUGAAGGAGGGUGUAGCCAUGGAUGUGUGGACUUUUAAUACCAUGAUUUUUAUUUGUGGGAGUCGUGGUGAUUUGGUGGAGGCGGAGGCUUUGCUUGGGAUAAUGGAGGAAAAAGGGGUGGCGCCCGAUACCAAGACUUAUAAUACUUUUCUGUCUUUGUAUGCUGAGGCUGGGGAUGUCGAUGCUGCGGUUUCUUGUUAUAGGAGAGUGUGGGAGGCUGGUUUGUGUCCUGAUGUUGUGACUUACCGAGCUCUUCUUGGUAUGCUAUGCAAAAAGAAUAUGGUUCAGGAUGUGGAAGAUUUGAUUGAUGAAAUGGAGAGGGAUUCUGUGGGUGUUGACGAGCAUGCACUUCCGGGAAUUGUGGAGAUGUAUGUUAGUAAGGGGGAUAUUGAUAAAGUGUAUCAGCUGCUGAAGAAGUUUCAUAUAAAUAGGGAGAUGUCCAUGAAAAUUCGGGCGGCGGUUAUGGAUGUUUUUGCUGAGAGAGGACUCUGUGAGGAAGCAGAGAAUUUGUUUUAUGGAGGAAGGGACUUGACAGUACAUAAAAAGGAUGUUUUAGAGUGCAAUGUUAUGAUCAAAGCGUAUGGAAAAACUAGACUUUAUGACAAGGCUGUGUCUCUCUUUAAGGGAAUGAAAAAUCACGGGACUUGGCCUAAUGAAAGCACAUACAAUUCUCUUAUUCAAAUGUUGUCUGGUGGUGAUUUAGUGGACCAAGCAAUAGAACUUAUGGAUGAAAUGCAAGAAUUAGGGUUUAAGCCACCUUGUCAAACUUUUUCUGCUAUUAUUGGUUGUUAUGCUCGCCUUGGUCGGCUUUCUGAUGCCAAGCGUGUGUACGGAGAAAUGCUAAGAGUUGGAGUAAGACCAAAUGAGGUUGUGUAUGGCUCUUUAAUAAAUGGAUAUGCAGAACAUGGUAGUCUUGAAGAGACACUUAAAUACUUCUACAUGAUGGAAGAAUCUGGGUUUUCAGCUAAUUUAGUUGUGUUAACAUCCUUACUGAAGGCUUAUUGUAAGGUUGGAAAUUUGGAAGGAGCAAAAGCCAUCUAUGAGCGGAUGAAGAACAUGGAAGGGGGUCUGGAUUUAGUUGCAUGUAAUAGUAUGAUCGGCCUCUUUGCGGAUCUUGGCUUGGUUUCUGAAGCCAAGUUGGCUUUUGAAAAUUUGAGAGAAAUGGGUCGGGCGGAUGCAGUUUCCUAUGCAACAAUCAUGUAUCUUUAUAAGGCCGUGGGCAUGAUGGACAAAGCCAUCGAGAUUGCAGAGGAGAUGAAACUGUCAGGUUUACUGAAAGAUUGUGUUUCAUAUAAUAAGGUACUGGUGUGUUAUGCCGCCAAUGGACAAUUCAAUGAAUGUGGUAAAUUAGUACAUGAGAUGAUAUCUCAUAAGCUUUUGCCAAAUGAUGGAACUUUUAAAGUUUUGUUCACUAUAUUAAAGAAGGGAGGUAUUCCCAAUGAAGCAGUGGCACAAUUAGAGUCAUCUUACCAGGAGGGGAAACCAUAUGCUCGGCAAGCAACCUUCACUGCUUUGUACUCUUUAGUUGGUAUGCAUACUUUGGCACUUGAAUCUGCUCGACCAUUCAUUGAAUCUGAGGUUGAACUUGACUCAUCUGCCUAUAACGUGGCAAUCUAUGCAUAUGGUUCAGCUGGAGAUAUCAACAAGGCCUUGAAUAUAUAUAUGAAAAUGCGGGAUAAGCAUGUGGGACCAGACCUUGCAACGUAUAUAUAUCUGGUUGGUUGUUAUGGAAAAGCUGGCAUGAUUGAAGGUGUGAAACGGGUAUAUAGCCAAUUAGAAUAUGGAGAGAUUGAGUCAAGUGAGUCUUUGUACAAGGCUAUUAUAGAAGCCUAUAAGAUUUGCAAUAGAAAGGAUCUUGCCGAGUUAGUUAGCCGAGAAAUGAGAUUUGCAUUAAACUCACAAGAACAUUCUGAAGUUGGAAGCGAAGGUCAAUAUGAUGAAUAUGAAGUUGGAAGUGAAGAUGAAUAUAAAGUUGGAAGUGAAACUGAUUAUGACGAAUUCUGAUACAGCUUCUUCAGGAUCCUAAAUCCUAAUACUGACAAGAAACUGUAUGAAGACGGAUACAAAUGCCAUUCAAUUCAGCUUCUUCAGACACACUCCUUUGCAGCUUUACUUGCUGUGGCUGUUUCGUCUCUUCUAUUUCUCUUCCUGCCUCUCCGCCUCAUACCAGGAUUCACUCUUAGACAUGCAGGACUUCCCAAAGUACCAGUACCUAUAUGCAACCAGUUAGUAAUACGGUCUGUUUUUGGUCAAUGGCUCCCUAACUAACAGGGGCUACAAGUGGUGCAAUGGAUGCUGGGAACUUGUUGAAGCCAAUGCUUGGAAGAGGUGAACUUAGAUGUAUAGGAGCAACUACAUUGAAUGAGUAUAGAAAAUAUAUUGAAAAAGAUCCUGCUCUUGAGCGAAGAUUUCAGCAAGUGUUUUGCAGUCAACCAUCUGUUGAAGAUACAAUUUCUUCGUGGGUUGCGUGAACGCUAUGAAUUGCAUCAUCGAGUUAAAAUAUCAGAUAGUGCAUUUGUUUCAGCUGCAGUUCUUGCGGAUCGAUACAUUACAGAGCGUUUUUUAGCUGACAAAGGUAAGAUGUGACAUUAGCCCAUAUAUGACGAGUUGAUUCCUUUGUAAUACUUUAUUUUAGGGUUACUUGCAGAAGUUUGGUCUUAGCUAGAACAGCAUAAUGUUAGUUUUGAAAAGAAAAAAGCAUUCCCUCUCUGUUAAAAGCCUACUGAAUUGGAUGAGAUAGACAGAGCAAUAUUGAAAUUGGAGAUGGAAAAGCUCUCUUUGAAAAAUGACACUGACAAGGCAUCUAAAGAAAGAUUAAGUAAGCUUGAAAAUGAUUUGAGUUUACUUAAACAGAAGCAAAAAGAAUUGGCAGAACAAUGGGACAAUGAAAAAGUUUUUAUGACACGAAUAAGGUCAAUCAAAGAAGAGAUUGAUAGAGUCAACCUAGAGAUGGAAGCUGCUGAACGUGAGUAUGACCUGAACCGUGCUGCUGAGCUCAAGUAUGGAACUUUGAUGUCCCUUCAGCGUCAAUUAGAAGAAGCUGAAAAGAACCUAACUGACUUCCGAAAUUCUGGAAAAUCUUUGCUUCGAGAAGAGGUCACUGACCUUGAUAUUACUGAGAUUGUUAGCAAAUGGACUAGUAUACCAUUAUCAAACCUCCAACAAACAGAAAGAGAAAAAUUAGUCUUGCUGGAACAGGUUCUUCACAAGAGAGUGGUUGGUCAGGAUAUGGCAGUAAAAUCUGUGGCUGAUGCAAUUCGCCGUUCAAGGGCUGGAUUGUCUGAUCCAAACCGACCAAGAGAGUGGUUGGUUAGCAAAUGUACGUUUUCUUACCUUCUAUAGAUGGAACGAGUGAAAAACAGGCUUAAGCAAAAAGAAAAUUGAUCUUCAUUACACAGAAGAAGCUGUUAAAUAUCUUGGUGUACUGGGUUUUGAUCCAAAUUUUGGUGCAAGACCAGUUAAAAGAGUGAUACAACAGUUAGUUGCAAAUGAAAUUGCUAUGGGAGUUCUAAGGGGAGAUUUCAAAGAAGAGGACUCAAUCAUUGUGGAUGCUGAUGUGACUCCAUCAGCCAAAGAACGUUCUCUGAAUAGACUGCUUAUUAAGAAGUUGGACAGCCCUGUUGCGGAUGCCAUGCCCAUGGUUGUCAAUCACUAAUCUUACCCGCCGCAAUAGAUAAAAGGUAGUUUUUAUUUUUAUGUGUAAUCAUUGUCAUAAGAAUAUUCUGUUUCAGAAGAUUUGUUGAUUAUUGUUUCACUCUAGAUUGCACAGGUCACUAAAUAUCGUGAAUUUUUUUUUAUAAAAAAAAAUCUAAUCAUAUUUAACUGCA
Vigna angularis (adzuki bean) is the source of this 5242-nucleotide messenger RNA. RefSeq names its product pentatricopeptide repeat-containing protein At1g73710-like. The transcript is spliced from 4 exons. Gene Ontology annotation, molecular function: protein binding. The record is from RefSeq and is a predicted model, not a curated record. NCBI's taxonomy places the organism in Eukaryota, Viridiplantae, Streptophyta, Magnoliopsida, Fabales, Fabaceae. Bases 429 to 3419 code for a protein of 996 amino acids.